UCUGCCGCGGCUCUACAGUUUGCAAAGCACAAUUCUCCACAGUCGUGCCGCUGCUCUUCUGCAGACUCGGCGAUGUAUGUGAAUGCGCCAUCAUCGUUACCUGCUCUACAAACACGUGCCGUUGAAGAGAAUGAUGGCCUCGAACCACUUGCUGAAGAGGAGAUCGAUCCUGCGUCGUUCGAUUUGGUUGUGCCGGCUCAUGCGCAUAGCAAACAAUACUCUCUGGAAAUACAAUCCGAGCUUAUGUUUUCAUCCACGCAUCUGGCAGUCAUAUUUGAAGACCCGGUCCUCUUACAGCGCUUCACAAAUUUCAUAUACCAAGUGCGACCGAGAUCCGUGCCCAUACUACAGUACUACAUGGACGCGUUCAAGGCGCUCAGGGCCAUUGAGUACGCUAACGCCAUUGUUUCGGGUCUGCAAUCUGUCGGGGACCUGAGUUAUACGUCCGAAUCGAUAGACCAGACGUCGAACCAGGCUCUGCGAGACAGGGCCGACCAGGCAUUCCAGACACUUGCGAACGAGGAGUUGCCGGCCUUCAUUACACAUACCUAUAUUCAGACUGUGAGCAUGACGAUAAAGAGGCGGAUCGCGGAUACACUACCGCCACACCUGAGGGAGAUGUCCGAGGGACUAGCUGAGGUUUUCUGCCUGACUGAUCCAGCCAGGCCAGAUAACCCCAUUAUCUUUGCGAGCGAAGAAUUCCACAGAACAACCCAGUACGGCAUGUCCUAUGUGCUAGGUCGCAACUGCCGCUUUCUACAAGGACCCAAGACGAACCCCUUUAGUGUGCGCCGGCUCCGUGACAAACUCAAAGAGGGCAAGGAGCACUGCGAGACUUUUUUGAACUACCGCCGCGACGGCCAGCCCUUCAUGAACUUGCUCAUGGUCGCGCCGUUGUAUGACUCGAGAGGUAUAGUCCGAUACCACAUUGGUGCGCAAGUCGACGUUUCAGGUCUCGUAAAAGACUGCGCGGGUCUGGAGUCCCUCGAGAGGCUCAUGGAGCGCGAAAACGCUGCAGAUGGCACAUCUGCUCAUAUGCCAGUUCGCAUACAUGGCCACAAACCCGACGGCGGAAAAGCAAAUCACACCCACGGCGAUGCUAACAACAACAACACCAACUGCAACGAGGAGAAAGACGAGUUCCGCGACUUAGCCUCCAUGUUCUCCCUGGGCGAGCUGAAGACGGUCCGCGAGCACGGCGGCUCCAUGCACCGCAUCAACCACUCAGAGCUGACGGACACGGAGGGCAUCAGCAACUGGAACAAGCCCCGGGUGCUGAUCAGGGACGACGCGGCCAUGGAGCGCCGGGGCUCGGACCCGGUCCUCAGCUCGUCCCUGGGCGGCUCCCUGGGCGGCGGCAGGCUCUCGGGCAUCUACGAGCACUACCUGCUGGUGCGGCCGUACCCGAGCCUGCGGGUCCUGUUCGCGUCGCCCUCGCUCCGCGUCCCCGGCAUGCUCCAGAGCAACCUCAUGCACCGCAUCGGGGGCUCGAGCAAGGUCCGCGAGGCCAUCGCGCAGGCAUUCGCCGACGGCAACGGCGUCACGGCCAAGGUGCGCUGGAUCAGCGGCCGCGGGGAGCAGCAGCAGCAACAGCAGAACAACGUCGAAGGCCGCGGCCGCUGGAUCCACUGCACGCCGUUGCUGGGCUCCAACGGCACCGUGGGCGUCUGGAUGAUCGUCCUCGUCGACGACGAGCAGGAG
Truncatella angustata is the source of this 1701-nucleotide messenger RNA. RefSeq lists its product as uncharacterized. The record is from RefSeq and is a predicted model, not a curated record. Gene Ontology annotation, cellular component: nucleus. The annotation marks the transcript as partial. The transcript has 3 exons. Lineage: Eukaryota; Fungi; Ascomycota; Sordariomycetes; Amphisphaeriales; Sporocadaceae.